Messenger RNA from Knipowitschia caucasica, 2112 nucleotides. NCBI's taxonomy places the organism in Eukaryota, Metazoa, Chordata, Actinopteri, Gobiiformes, Gobiidae. The record is from the annotation of a GenBank genome assembly.
AUGGAGCAGAGAGGAAGAGGAGAGAGGAGGAAGAGUUUGGGGAAAGUGUUCAUCAUGGAGCAGAGAGGAAGAGGAGAGAGGAGGAAAAGUUUGGGGAAAGUGUUCAUCAUGGAGCAGAGAGGAAGAGGAGAGAGGAGGAAGAGUUUGGGGAAAGUGUUCAUCAUGGAGCAGAGAGGAAGAGGAGAGAGGAGGAAGAGUUUGGGGAAAGUGUUCAUCAUGGAGCAGAGAGGAAGAGGAGAGAGAGAGAAGAGUUUGGGGAAAGUGUCCGUCAUGGAGCAGAGAGGAAGAGGAGAGAGGAGGAAGAGUUUGGGGAAAGUGUUCAUCAUGGAGCAGAGAGGAAGAGGAGAGAGGAGGAAGAGUUUGGGGAAAGUGUUCAUCAUGGAGCAGAGAGGAAGAGGAGAGAGAGAGAGAGAAGAGUUUGGGGAAAGUGUUCAUCGUGGAGCAGAGAGGAAGAGGAGAGAGGAGGAAGAGUUUGGGGAAAGUGUUCAUCAUGGAGCAGAGAGGAAGAGGAGAGAGAGAGAAGAGUUUGGGGAAAGUGUCCGUCAUGGAGCAGAGAGGAAGAGGAGAGAGGAGAAAGAGUUUGGGGAAAGUGUUCAUCAUGGAGCAGAGAGGAAGAGGAGAGAGAGAGAGAAGAGUUUGGGGAAAGUGUUCAUGGAGCAGAGAGGAAGAGGAGAGAGGAGGAAGAGUUUGGGGAAAGUGUUCAUCAUGGAGCAGAGAGGAAGAGGAGAGAGGAGGAAGAGUUGGGGGAAAGUGUUCAUCAUGGAGCAGGGAGGAAGAGAAGAGAGAGAGAAGAGUUUGGGGAAAGUGUCCGUCAUGGAGCAGAGAGGAAGAGGAGAGAGGAGGAAGAGUUUGGGGAAAGUGUUCAUCAUGGAGCAGAGAGGAAGAGGAGAGAGGAGGAAGAGUUUGGGGAAAGUGUUCAUGGAGCAGAGAGGAAGAGGAGAGAGAGAGAAGAGUUUGGGGAAAGUGUCCGUCAUGGAGCAGAGAGGAAGAGGAGAGAGGAGGAAGAGUUUGGGGAAAGUGUUCAUCAUGGAGCAGAGAGGAAGAGGAGAGAGGAGGAAGAGUUUGGGGAAAGUGUUCAUCAUGGAGCAGAGAGGAAGAGGAGAGAGGAGAAAGAGUUUGGGGAAAGUGUUCAUCAUGGAGCAGAGAGGAAGAGGAGAGAGAGAGAGAGAAGAGUUCGGGGAAAGUGUUCAUCGUGGAGCAGAGAGGAAGAGGAGAGAGGAGGAAGAGUUUGGGGAAAGUGUUCAUCAUGGAGCAGAGAGGAAGAGGAGAGAGAGAGAAGAGUUUGGGGAAAGUGUCUGUCAUGGAGCAGAGAGGAAGAGGAGAGAGGAGAAAGAGUUUGGGGAAAGUGUUCAUCAUGGAGCAGAGAGGAAGAGGAGAGAGAGAGAGAAGAGUUUGGGGAAAGUGUUCAUGGAGCAGAGAGGAAGAGGAGAGAGGAGGAAGAGUUUGGGGAAAGUGUUCAUCAUGGAGCAGAGAGGAAGAGGAGAGAGGAGGAAGAGUUUGGGGAAAGUGUUCAUCAUGGAGCAGAGAGGAAGAGAAGAGAGAGAGAAGAGUUUGGGGAAAGUGUCCGUCAUGGAGCAGAGAGGAAGAGGAGAGAGGAGGAAGAGUUUGGGGAAAGUGUUCAUCAUGGAGCAGAGAGGAAGAGGAGAGAGGAGGAAGAGUUUGGGGAAAGUGUUCAUGGAGCAGAGAGGAAGAGGAGAGAGGAGGAAGAGUUUGGGGAAAGUGUUCAUCAUGGAGCAGAGAGGAAGAGGAGAGAGGAGGAAGAGUUUGGGGAAAGUGUUCAUCAUGGAGCAGAGAGGAAGAGGAGAGAGGAGGAAGAGUUUGGGGAAAGUGUUCAUCAUGGAGCAGAAAGGAAGAGGAGAGAGGAGGAAGAGUUUGGGGAAAGUGUUCAUCAUGGAGCAGAGAGGAAGAGGAGAGAGGAGGAAGAGUUUGGGGAAAGUGUUCAUCAUGGAGCAGAGAGGAAGAGGAGAGAGGAGGAAGAGUUUGGGGAAAGUGUUCAUCAUGGAGCAGAGAGGAAGAGGAGAGAGGAGGAAGAGUUUGGGGAAAGUGUUCAUCAUGGAGCAGAGAGGAAGAGGAGAGAGAGAGAAGAGUUUGGGGAAAAGAAACGGGAAAUGA